AUGACUCGGCUCCUGCCAGCACCUCCCUUGGCAAGAUUGAACAGGGGCGCUACUAGCCUCACCACGCAUUCAGGAGACAUAGCAAGGCCGCAGAGUGACUUUCAUGGUUGGUUGGACAGCAUUCUCCAAGAGGGCAUCGCCACUGGAGCUCAAGGCGAGCGUCGCAGUCAGCUCAGGUCUGCCCAAUCAAUUUGCACCAUGUUGCUUCUUGCAGGCGUGGGAGACCAUUCCGGCCCAGCUUCUGAAGAUGCAGGCAAUGCCGAAGGCAAUGCUAGCUUAGACAAGACAGCCCAGGACGUUAAGUCAGACGCGCCGCCAAUGCUUUACGUGGAUGUGAAUAUCGCACAUGGACAG
Symbiodinium pilosum is the source of this 354-nucleotide messenger RNA. NCBI's taxonomy places the organism in Eukaryota, Dinophyceae, Suessiales, Symbiodiniaceae. The record is from the annotation of a GenBank genome assembly.